Molecule: messenger RNA, 11180 nt
Organism: Salvelinus namaycush (lake trout)
Lineage: Eukaryota; Metazoa; Chordata; Actinopteri; Salmoniformes; Salmonidae
Gene: frem2b
Product: FRAS1 related extracellular matrix 2b
Exons: 28
Coding region: 1-9438 (3145 amino acids)
Biological process (GO): cell communication
Cellular component (GO): membrane
Source: RefSeq, a predicted model, not a curated record
AUGGCCGAGACCUUUGCAGUAGAGGUAACAGUCUUUGCGCAUGCGCCUGUCACGCUCCUGCGGGCUCAGCUGCUGUGGGCUCAGCGUCCCAGCUGCAUGGGCUCUUCAAUGCUGGGUUCUGGGGGCUUGGGGCUGGACUGUGGUGACUCCGCUGCGCAGGUUUUCGACAGUUAUGGAUUAUCAUACGCAUUGAGAUCGGAACUGUCAGAGGAUGCUAUAUUGGUGGCCAACAAUGGAAUACGCGUGCCUUUCGGGAGAGCAGUAUUCAUUGAUCCUAUCAAUGAUCUGGUAAUCCAAGUACAACCGGGAGACAGAUGUAGUAUAACGGUUCUGGAUAACGACCCGCUCUCCCAGAGGCCCGGGCAGCUCUCUCCCAAAAAGUUUCCCUGUGAAUUUGGUCCCAAUGACGUAAAGUAUUCUCACUUCGGAUCCAGGAGCCCCCCGCGGGAUAGGGUGAGGCUACAGCUCAGAUAUGACACUCAUACCGACACCAUAAUCAUCCCGUUUAUGAUGGAAGUGGAGGUGAUUUUCACACAGUUGGAAGUGUUAACCAGAAACAUGCCUCUGACUGUUGACAAACUGCUUGGCACUAGUAACUCCAUUGACAGUAAGAUUCUGGAGUUCACCUAUGAUAGAAGUGAACAUCAGUGUAAAAUAACGUCUCUCUCCAGUGGCAGUGCAUUACCCAGGUAUGGGAAGCUUGUGGAUGAGAGAAAACUUGGAAAAAUGGUGGACUGUGACGAAUUUAUUAAAAUGAAUAUACGCUAUCAGCACACUUUUGCACACAAAUCACCCAAUAGAGAUUAUUUCCCAAUGAUUGUGGAAUUACAAGAUAAAGAGGGUAAUCUGCUGAAGCAGGAGUUUUUCCAGAUGAUGGUGCGUAUAAAGGAUGGAGAGGAAAACACGGAUCCUAAACCCAGCUUCGUGGCCAUGAUGAUGAUGGAGGUGGAUCAGUUUGUCAUGACAGCCAUCACCCCCGACAUGCUGGCUGCUGAGGACAUUGAGUCUAACCCUGACAACCUUAUCUUCAACAUCACCUCCCCCCUCUCCUUCGAGGAGGGGUACAUAGUCAGUACAGAUGACCGGAACCUGCCCAUCACCUCUUUCUACCAGGGAGACCUCAAAGAACUAAAGAUAGCCUACAAGCCUCCGUCUGUGGACUCUGAGACAGAACGUAUCUUCCAGAUAGAGUUUGAGGUGGUGGACACUGAGGGGGCUGUGUCUGACCCGUUUGCCUUCAUGAUUGUAGUGAAACCUAUGAACACGCUUGCUCCAGUAGUCACCAGGAAUACGGGUCAGCUUCUCUACGAGGGUCAGUCCAGACCACUGUCCAGCUCUCACAACCUAGAGGUCAGUGACGAGGACAACCUGGAUGAUGUCAAGAUCACGGUGGUCGACGGGUUGCGGCAUGGCCAGCUGACAGUGCUCGGGUCACGCAGGAAGUUCUUCACCCCGGCUGAUCUGGACGGAGGCGUGGUCAUCUACCAGCACGAUGGCAGCGACACGUACAGCGACAACAUUAUCUUCCGGAUGACGGAUGGGAAGCAUGAGGUGGAGUUCCUGUUUCCCCUGACAAUCGUUCCCACGGAUGAUGAGCCACCCAUUAUCAAUGCCAACACGGGGUUAAUCCUCUUCAAGAACCAGAUGAUGCUCAUUUCGCCACUCACACUCAGCGCUGCAGACAUCGACUCUGAGGACUCCACUAUCAGGUUCGCCAUAGAGGCACCGUUUUCGCCUAUAGGGGAGGUGCUGCUGAGGCAGUCAGAAGCCCCAGAGGACCCAUCCACCUGGAGGUUUAAUGCUGAGGAUGAGCUGUAUGAGAAAGAGGUUACAGAGUGGCUGCAGCAGGAUAUCACAGAUGGGAAGUUGUUUUACAGACACACAGGGCCUCACAGCACUGACACAGUCAUGGACCAGUUUGUAUUCCGGGUCCAAGAUGAUAAUGACCCCCCUAACCAAUCAAAACAGAGCUCGUUCAUCAUCAAGGUUCUGCCUGUGGAUGACAUCCCCCCUGAGCUGUAUCCUGGUACCACCCUCCAGAUGACCGUACACGAGUACCAGCUCACCUACUUCCGUAAGAAGUUUCUACGCUACACUGACCUGGACUCAGAGGACAGAGAUCUGAAGUACACCGUCACCCACCCCCCGACAGACACAGACGAGAACAGCCCUGUGGUACUGGGGUCUAUUGUGUUAACAGAGAGUCCAGACACUGUAGUGACUGAGUUUACUCAGGCUCAGGUCAAUCACCAUAAGAUAUCAUACAAACCACCUGACCUGGAGCUGGGGAUCACAGCCCAUGUUCUGCAGCUCCAGUACACGGUGGAGGAUACGUCAGGGAAUACUGUCACCGGAACUUUCUCUAUAUUCCUGCAGCCUGUCGACAACAAGCCGCCUCAGAUAACCAACACUGGCUUCACUAUAUUCGAGCGGGGAACACACAAAAUCACCAGAGCUGAGCUGGAUACUGUGGACUUAGACACGGACAGUAGCCAGAUCUCCUUCACUCUAACUCAGCCCCCUCAGCACGGCACGGUCCAGUACACCUUCACCGACCUGACCAAAGGAGACGCGUUCAACCUGUUGGACAUCGCUAACGACAGGAUCUCCUACAUCCACAACGGAGACGAGUCCACCAGCGAUUUCUUCCAGCUGGAUGUCAGUGACGGCGUCCAUGUUGUGACCAUCACCAUCAGGGUUACCGUGAAGCCCAUUGAUGACGAGACCCCGACCAUCAGCCUACCGGCCGGAACCAUCGGGUCCUACAUUGACGUCCUGGAGAACGGAGCCACUGAGAUCACGACUAAAGUCAUCCAGGGGCGGGACGAGGACACAGACGACCUCCGUUUGACCUUCAUCCUGGAGGACCCACCGGUUUUCGGGGAGAUCCUGGUGAACGGGGUCCAAUCUGGAAGCUUCACCCAGGCUGACGUCAUCAACGGACUGGUGGUGUACGCCCACAACAGCGGAGAGAUCGGCCCCACCACUAAAUACGACUACUUUAAUCUGACGCUGACAGACAUGUCUGAUGAGUGGACGGUAGGGGGCAACAGGGUCACGGGGGUCAGGGUACAGAUCACCAUCCUCCCCAUGGACAGCCAGGCUCCAGAGGUGUUCGUAGGCCCACAGUUCACUGUUGUAGAGGGAGAGAAGAAUGUGAUUGAGAUUUUUCACAUUAGCGCUGAUGAUAUGGACACUCCUAAUGACGACCUGCUUUGUACCAUCAUCGUCCAGCCCACGUCAGGCUACGUGGAGAACAUCUCCCCGGCCCCAGGCUCAGAGAAGUCCAGAUCUGGGACAGCGAUCAGUGCAUUCACCAUCAAGGACAUCAGACAAAACCACAUCUACUACGUCCAAAGCAUCCAUAAAAGAGUGGAGCCGGUAGAGGACAGGUUCACGUUCAGAUGCUCUGACGGCAUCAACUUCUCCGAGAGACAUUUCUUCCCCAUUGCUAUCAUCCCGUCUAACGAUGAGAAGCCAGAGAUCUAUAUGAGGGAGUUUGUCGUCAUGGAAGGGAUGAAUAUCGUCAUCGACACACCCAUCCUGAACGGAGCCGACACGGACAUCCCCUCGGACGAACUCACUUUCAUCAUCACCAAACCACCAAAGCACGGCUUCAUCCUCAACCAGCUGACAACCGGCACCGUUACAGUCACCAACUUCACCCUGGACCAGAUCAGGGAAGCCUCCAGUAUAGUGUAUGAACACGAUGACUCGGAGACCAAGGAGGACAGCUUUGACUUAAUCCUGACGGACGGUAAAUAUACCGUGGAGAAGACCAUCAUUGUUAUGAUUAUCUCUGUAGAUGACGAGACACCCAGGAUGGCCAUCAACGACGGUUUGGAGAUAGAGAUAGGAGACGUUAAAGUGAUCGAUAACAACGUUUUAAAAGCCACCGACCUGGACUCUGAGGAUAGUACUCUGACGUACGUUGUUCGCUACGGGCCGGGCCAGGGGUUGUUACAGAGGAGAACCCCUUACGGGACGUUAGAGAACAUCACAGUGGGGAUGAACUUCACCCAGUACCAGCUGGACCAGGCUCUCAUCGUCUAUAUCCACAACGGGCAGGAAGGAAUCCGGGACCUUAUCAAGUUUGACGUGACGGACGGGAUCAACCCUCUGAUCGAUAGGUACUUCUACGUGACGGUGGGCGGCAUCGACAUGGUGUUCCCUGACGUGGUCAGUAAGGGGGUCUCUCUGAAAGAAGGCGGUAGAGUAACGUUGACUACAGACCUGCUCAGCACCAGUGACCUCAACAGUCCCGACGAACACCUGGUUUUUACCAUCACCAGAGCCCCACAGAGAGGCCAUCUGGAGUGUACCGACGGCCCUGGAAUGCCCAUCUCCUCCUUUACCCAGCUCCAGCUAGCUGGGAGCAAGGUGUACUACAUCCACACGGCCGAUGAUGAGGUGAAGAUGGACAGCUUUGAGUUCGAGGUCACCGACGGUUACAACCCUGUGUUCCGCACGUUCCGUGUCUCCAUCACCGACGUGGACAACAAGAAACCUGUUCUAACGGUUCACAGCCUGGUGGUUAACGAGGGAGAGAACAAACUCAUCACGCCCUUCGAGCUGACCGCAGAGGACCGCGACACGGCUGACCCCCUCCUGAAGUUCACGGUCACCCAGGUCCCUGUCCACGGUCGCCUCCUCUUCAACAACACCCAUCCCGUCACCUCCUUCACCAAACAAGACCUGAACGAGAACCUCAUCAGCUACAAACACGACGGUACUGAGUCCUCCAAGGAUUCUUUCUCCUUUACCGUGACUGACGGGACGCACACCGACUUCUACGUGUUCCCAGACACCGUGUUCGAGACGCGGCGCAGCCAGAUGAUGAAGAUCACGAUCCUGUCGGUGGAUAACGGGGUGCCCCAGAUCGUGGUGAAUAAAGGGGGCCCCACCCUGAGGGUGUUAGAGACGGGUCACCUGGGGUUCCUCAUCACCUCUAAGACUCUUAAGGCCGAGGACAGGGAUAGUCUUCAGCUAUCUGUCACCUUUAAGAUCACCGUGGGACCAGAACAUGGAUACCUCAUCAACCUGGGUACAGGCAACACUACCGUCACCACAUUCACUCAAGCUGAAAUUGAUGACAUGAAGAUUUGCUACGUGCUAAGAGAUGGUCACAAUGCUACGAGCGACAUCUUCUUUUUCUCCAUUGAGGACAAUGGAGGCAACAGGCUGAAGAACCAGGUGUUCAGGCUGAACUGGGCCUGGGUCUCCCUGGAGAAGGAGUACUAUGUGGUGGACGAGGAGGCCAAGUAUCUGGAGGUGGUCCUCAAACGACGAGGAUACCUGGGAGAGACAUCCUUCGUCAGCAUCAGCACCACCGAUGGUACUGCGGAGAAGGAUAAGGACUUCCGUGGUAAAGCCCAGAAGCAGGUCCAGUUUAACCCAGGUCAGACCACGGCCACAUGGAGGGUGAGGAUCCUGCAGGAUGGAGUGUACGAGCAGUCUGAGACCUUCCAGAUUGUUCUAUCAGAAUCUGUCAUGGCUGCCCUGGAGUUCCCUGACACAGCCACUGUGGAGAUCCUCGACCCAGCUGAUGAGUCGACAGUGUUCAUCCCGUCUGCAGUCUACCCUAUAGAGGAGGACAUUGGGGAGCUGCUGAUCCCAGUGCGCAGGAGUGGUGAUGUCACACAGGAACUCAUGGUCAUCUGCUACACACAGCAAGCCACAGCUACAGGGACCAUCCCCUCUACAGUCCUGUCCUACUCUGACUACAUAUCCAGACCUGAGGAACACAACAGUGUCCUGCGCUUCGAUAAGGGCGAGACGGAGAAGUCCUGUCGUGUGGUGAUCAUAGAUGACUCUCUGUAUGAAGAGGAGGAGAGCUUCAACGUUACCCUCAGUAUGCCCAUGGGAGGCCGUCUGAGACAGGAGUACCACACUGCCAGGGUCACCAUCAUACCUGACCUGGACGACGCUCCAGUAUUCUACUUCGGAGGCACAGACUACCAUGUGGAUGAGAGUGAUGGUUAUGUGGAGGUCAAGGUGUAUAGGACAGGCACUGACCUCUCUAAAACAGCCACGGUCACUGUACGCUCCAGGAAAACAGACCCUGUCUCUGCUGAAGCCGGUGUGGACUACGUCGGCAUCAGCAGGAACCUGGACUUUGCCCCGGGGGUCAGCCAGCAGACGUUCAGGGUUACCAUCCUGGAUGACCUGGGUCAGCCGGUGCUGGAGGGGACCGAGACAUUCGAGCUGAUCCUCCGCAUGCCCAUGAACGGCAUCCUGGGAGAACCGGGGAAGGCCACCAUCCUCAUCAACGACUCCGUCUCUGACCUGCCCAAGGUGCAGUUCCAUGAUGCCAUGUACAUGGGGCAUGAGAACUCAGGUCAGAUCUCAGUCGUGGUGUAUCGUAGUGGAGACAUCAGUUACAGGUCAACGGUCCGCUGUUACACCAGACAGGGCACCGCUCAGGUCAUGAUGGACUUCAACGAACGACCCAACACAGACGCUUCCAUCAUCACCUUCCUACCAGGGGAGGUGGAGAAGCCGUGUGUUCUGUCUCUGGUUGAUGACACGGAGCAUGAGGAGGAGGAGGAGCUGAGGCUGGUGUUGGGGUCGCCCCGCAGUGAGUCUCCGUUCGGAGCGUCCAUCGGGAAACAGAACGAGACUCUGGUCAAGAUCAAGGACGAGGCAGACAAGGCCAUCAUCAAGUUUGGGGAGACUAAGUUCAGUGUGAGUGAGCCUAGCGGGGCAGGCCAGGUGUCCAUGGUGAAGAUCCCAGUGCUGAGGGUAGGAGACACCUCCAAGGUCUCUGUGGUCCGCGUCCACACCAAGGACGGAUCAGCCACCUCCGGAGAGGACUACCAUCCUGUAUCUGAAGACAUUGAGUUCAAGGAGGGUGACACAGAGCACUACGUCGAGGUGGAGAUCUUGUAUGAUGGAGUCAGAGAGAUGAGAGAAGCCUUCACUGUCCACCUGAAACCUGAUGAGAACAUGGUGGCUGAGACGCAGAUGAGUAAGGCCAUUAUCUACAUAGAGGAGACCAACAGCAUGGCGGAUGUCACCUUCCCCUCCGUCCCCCAGGUGUUCUCCUUACUGCAGUAUGACGACACCUCCAGGGCCAGAAACACCCCUUUGGUGGCAGGCUACCCCGUCGUCUGUGUCACGGCUUGUAACCCUAAGUACCCUGACUACGACAAGACUGGCUCCAUCUGCAUCAGCGAGCACAUCAAUGACACGCUGACACGCUAUCGAUGGUUGAUCAGCGCUCCAACCAGCCUGGACGGGGUCACCAGCUCCAUGAGAGAGGUGGACUUUGAUACCUUCUUCUCCUCCUCCAAGAUCAUCACCUUGGACUCUGUCUAUUUCCAGGCUGGCUCUAGGGUGCAGUGUGCAGCCCGGGCUGUGAACUCUAACGGAGACGAUGGCCUGGAACUCAGCAGCUCCAUAGUCUCCAUCAGUAUAGAGAAUGGUAUGUGCCAGCCUCGUGUGGUGGGUACAGUGGGCGCUGAGCCCUUCUCUGCCAAGCUACGCUACACCGGAGCAGAGGACCCAGACCACCCCAACCUCAUCAAGAUCACUGUCACCAUGCCACACAUAGACGGCAUGCUCCCCGUGGUCUCCACCCGUCCUCUGUCUAACUUUGAGCUGACGUUGAGUCCUGAUGGUACUCGUGUGGGGAACCACCGCUGUUCUAACCUGCUGGACUUCACCGAGGUCAAGACCCGCCACGGCUUCAUCACAGACGCCACCAAGAACCCUGAGGUGAUCGGGGAGACCUCUCCCUACCAGUACAGCGCCCCCCUGAGGGGAUCCAGCAUACUGCGCUUCUACAGGAACCUCAACCUAGAGGCUUGUCUAUGGGAGUUCACUAGUUACUAUGACAUGUCUGAGCUACUGUCAGACUGUGGAGGGACCAUCGGUACAGACGGACAGGUGUUGAAUCUGGUCCAGUCCUAUGUGACCCUCCGGGUGCCCCUCCACGUCUCCUAUGUGUUCCACUCCCCGGUGGGGGCAGGGGGCUGGCAGCAUUUUGACCUGCAGUCUGAGCUACGACUCACCUUUGUAUACGACACUGCCAUCUUGUGGCGGGACGGCAUCGGCAGCCCUCCUGAGGCUGAGCUACAAGGAGCCCUGUACCCCACCAGUAUGCGUAUCAACGAACAGGGUCGUCUGGUGGUCAACUUCAGAACAGAGGCUCGAUUCAGAGGACUGUUUGUCAUAUCACACUCUGCGUCCUCUCUGUCGUCCAUGGUGAUGUGUGCGGACCACCCUGGGGUGACCUUUAACCUCAGCCUGGUGAGGAGCGAGCCCACCUACAACCAGCCCAUGCAGCAGUGGACCUUCACAUCAGACUUCGCUGUGCGUGACUACUCAGGUACAUACACAGUGAAGCUGCUGCCCUGUACCUCUCCCCCCAGUCUGGAGUACUCCCUGCCUCCUGUCUGUAACCCCAGAGAACCUGUCACCUUCGACCUGGACAUACGCUUCCAGCAGGUGAGUGACCCGGUUGCGGCUGAGUUCAGUCUGAACACUCAGAUGUUGCUGCUGUCUAAAAGAACUCUGUGGCUGUCUGAUGGAUCCAUGGGCUUCGGACAGGAGAGCGACACAGCCUUCUCACAAGGGGAUAUGAUCUAUGGCAGAGUGAUGGUGGAUCCAGUCCAGAACCUGGGAGAUUCCUUUAUCUGUAACAUAGAGAAGGUGUUCCUGUGCACCGGCGCGGAUGGAUACGUGCCCAAGUACAACCCCAACAACAAUGAGUAUGGCUGUCUGGCUGAUGCUCCCUCGCUGCUCUACAGAUUCAAGAUCAUCGAUAAGGCCCAGCCAGAGACCCAGGCCAGGUUGUUUGGUAACGUGGGGUUCAGGGCUCUGCUGGCUGUAGACGACCCUCAGGCCCUGGCCCUGGUCAGACAGCCUGGAUCUGACGGCUUCAGCAUGGACUCUACAGCACUGUUCCAGGUGUCAGCAGGGAGAGAGUGGUUCAUCCACACCAUCUACACUGUCCGCUCCAGAGAGAACGCCAACAGGGGCAUCGGGAAGAGAAGUCUGGAGUACCACACACUCAUCCAGCACAGCAGAGGACUGUCACUGUCCCAGUCCCAAUCUCGCUCCAAGCGGUCAGCAAACGGGGUGCCAGACCUAACAGAGGACAUCGGCCUGGACAACAACCGUGGCACCAACAUUCUCCAUAUCUCCCUGGACCUCAGCCGCCAGCGCCGCACCAGCCCUGACCGGGAGGUCCUCACUCGGGGUGUGGUGCCCAGGGAGCUGAACCAUCCUGUGGAGAGCGAGGACAGCCUGGUCUUGAUCAUAGGGAUCCUGGUGGGCCUCCUCCUCACCAUCCUCAUCAUCAUCGUCAUAGUGCUAACCGUACGGUCCAGACAGGAAAAGAAGAAGAUGGAGGUUCCCACGGCAACGUCAUGCUCCACUGAGCCCAUGAUGACAUCAGGGUUCACUAGCGGUGGCUUGGACAGCUCAGAGGUCUGAUAGACAGACAGACUUCGACAUGACCACUGAGACAGACAGACUGACUGACAGAUAGACAUUCACCACAGAAAAAUAAACGCUGACAGAUAUAUUUUUUAUUUUUUAUGUGCCUAUUUUUUUUAUUUUUACAUUGGGACAUAAAGAGAGGGAGGAGACAACUGAAACAACACAAUCAACAAUGAGAGUUUAGUUCCGUACAAAAACCUACUUGAAAUAUUGCAGCUCUUCUGCUCUGCUGUAGGGGAGACCAUAGAGGUAAAACAAUCUAUCUCUAUGGGGAGACAGCCCCAACUAGGGAAGUACCUGUAACCUGUUCUGUUUAAGGCACUUGCCCACGUUUAUUAUUGCUUUGUUUUAUGAUGUCACACUUGAUCCCAAAAAUGUUUAUGAUUUGUCCAAAGGUGCUAAAGCAGCAGAUGCCUCUGUCCUGUAAGAUGGAUGGUGGUCCAGUGAGUUGGUAAAAGACCAUGUAGCAGGGCUAUUCAGCUCCAGGCCUGUAGGGCAGCAACACUGCUGGUUGUCUUUUCUACCUUGUAGUUAAUUGAUUGACUGAUUGACUGAUUAAUGUUACUGAUUGGCUAGAGAGUCCCACAAUGUAACCACAAAGAAUGAAAGCCAGAAGUGUUUCUACCUUCCAGGCCCAGAGUCGAAUACCGGUAUUCCUGGUAUUCAGGAUUCAGUAUGAACGCAAAAUUGUCAUAGAACUGUCAUAGUUGUUAAUGUGUAUGUUUGUUAUCCCGUGUCAAGCCACUGUCAAUAGUCUGCUAACACUGGGAAUAUGUUCUACUGUAAUGUCCUACUAUAAUGUCCUACUGUAAUGUCCUAUUGUAGCUCUCUGUCAGACCUGAGUUCAAACACUGUUUGAAAUCUUUCAAAUAUGUUUGCUUUAGCCUGCCUGGAGUGCCCAGUGGGACUUUUAUAUUGGUUCCAUUACAACAGGCAAGCUCAAUUGAUCACAGCGUAAGUAUUUUACAGGAUUUAAAAUAGUAUUUGAACCCAGGUCUGCUCUCUGUACUGAAGUAUGGAGACUGAUUCAUGUUGAAGUUCAACAGGUGCCUAAGAAUCCACUGGAUGUUAUACUGUAAUAUGCAUCCCAAAUGGUACCCUAUUCCCUAUUUUGCACUGUAAGUAGUGCACUAUUUAGGGAAUAGGGUGUAAUUUGAGAAAAGUGCUUAGAUUGUUUCUAUCACAUGGCUAUUCUAUGUGAUGUAUAGGACCCCUACAGUAGGUGCUAAAGAAACACUUUCUAUUUGUUUUGUAUGUAUUAAUGUUUAUCAUUUGUGCCUGCCUUUGAUUUUAUAAUUGUUUAAACUUGUAUAAUACUAUGUAAAGCAGGUUUGGGGGAAAUUGUGGGGGGAAAUGUGUCAAAUCUACUGUAGGUAAUUCAGACUUUUUCUAUCCAGAGUUCCAAGUUUAUCACACAUUGUUUUUCGGAUAAUUGUUCUCUCAAUAGUCUCAAAAUCAUGGUUGUAGUGACUUUCUAUGGGUCCGUCCCAAAUGGCACACUAUUCCCUAUUUAGUGCACUACUUUUGUUCAGCGUCCAUAAGGAAUUAGGGUGCCAUAUAGGGAAUAGGGUGCCAUUUUGGACACAUACUAUAUCAGUGUGGUCCUGUAUUUGAAUAUAUACAGUACAGCACUGAAUUGAAUGAUCUAAUGAGAAAAGGUACUGUAUAUCCAGUAGGGAAGAGUGGGGUAAGUUGACCCAUUUUUUUACAUUCAGCAUCACUCCGUCAAGGGAAAU